AACAACACACAAAUAUAUAAGUCUUUAAAAAGCAUUAAUUAGCAUAACCUUUUGUUCGAAAAUCAUGAGGUUUUCCAAGUCUCUCAUCCUGAUUACCUUAUCGGCUUUGGUCAUUUCCUUUGCCGAAGCUUCUGAUCCAAGUCCACUUCAAGACUUUUGUGUGGCCAUCGAUGACCUCAACAAUGGUGUUUUUGUGAAUGGUAAGUUCUGUAAGGAUCCGAAGCAAGCGAAGGCAGAAGAUUUCUUCUUCUCAGGCCUCAACCAGGCAGGAAACACUGAUAAUAAAGUCAGAUCCAACGUGACAACGGUCAAUGUCGACCAGAUUCCAGGGUUAAACACUUUGGGAAUAUCCUUGGUCCGCAUAGACUAUGCGCCGUAUGGACAAAACCCGCCUCACACGCACCCUCGUGCCACUGAGAUCCUUGUUCUUGUCGAGGGAACGUUAUAUGUCGGUUUUGUCUCUUCCAAUCAAGACAAUAACCGUUUAUUCGCCAAAGUGCUGAACCCCGGUGACGUGUUCGUGUUCCCCAUAGGAAUGAUCCAUUUCCAAGUGAAUAUCGGGAAGACCCCCGCAGUGGCCUUUGCUGGAUUGAGUAGUCAAAACGCUGGUGUUAUCACAAUCGCAGAUACUGUGUUUGGGUCAACGCCUCCGAUUAAUCCAUAUAUUCUAGCUCAGGCGUUUCAGUUAGAUGUCAAUGUUGUCAAGGACCUUGAGGCCAAGUUUAAAAACUAAAUCUAGUCACCACAAUAUGAGUGUUUAUCGUUGUAGCACUAAAGUAAUGAUGUAACAAGAAUUAAAGAUUUAUGCUGAAUAUAAUAAAGAAAGGUGUUGUUC
Molecule: messenger RNA, 835 nt
Organism: Arabidopsis arenosa
Lineage: Eukaryota; Viridiplantae; Streptophyta; Magnoliopsida; Brassicales; Brassicaceae
Source: the annotation of a GenBank genome assembly